This is a messenger RNA of Phascolarctos cinereus (koala), 3127 nucleotides long. Lineage: Eukaryota; Metazoa; Chordata; Mammalia; Diprotodontia; Phascolarctidae. The record is from RefSeq and is a predicted model, not a curated record.
CCCGACCUCGGCCCCCGCGGAGCCCCCGGAGCCCCCGCCGCCGCCGCCAUGCCCAGGCCGCUCAGCGCCCUCCCAUCAGUAAACUGAGACCCACGUAAGUGCCUUGCCCAAGGACACCCAGAUUGUAAACAUCGGAAACUGCGUGUGAACCCAUUUCACAGGUUUUCUUGCCUCCAAGAGCAAUCACUUUCCUUCAGUUGCUGGAUUUUAUGAACAGGGCAGUCCGAACCAGGCAAGGAGGAUGUCCACCACCAGGAAGGUCAGCCUGUCUGUAAGCAAAGUGAGCAUAAACCACAGUAAAGUCAGCCUGAGCCAAAGCAGAACAGUGCUGUCAAGAACCACAAGUGGGCUCACGGAGGGCAAAGAGAAAGUGUCCUUGCACCAUCCAAGGCGGCACAUCCAGGUAUUUGAUGAACUUGGGAAUGACGUCACUCCUAGACCCCUUUUCCGUCCAGAUCCACAUUUUCCUGGAUCCAGAAAGCCUAGUAGGCUGCUCGUGUCCCAGGAUGUGUCUCUUGGAUCAGACUAUGCAGGCUCCUACACCAUGUUUCAGAAUACCUUGAACCCCAGUCUGGUGGGGCAGUUCACAAGGUCAGCAUUAGGGAGCAGCACUGUUUCUAAGUCAAGUGCAUCUACAACGGAGUCCAUGGGAGAAGACCUGGAAGAGUCACCUUAUAGACGAGAAGCAGUAUCCAUUUAUGUUGAUCUCCAACUUAAGAAAGAAGUGCCCAAAGUCCUAACGAAAGAAGAAUUAGAUGCUGAAGUGGACAUCUACCUCUCUGAGACGGAAACCCUGUGGCUCUUUAAUCUCCCAACAGUCAUGCAUUCUAUAGAGUCUGAAGAAGCUGAGAAAAUAAAGGAACGGAACAUGCUCUAUGAGACUCUUUGUAAAAAUCGAGCUGGCAACGACUUAUAUGUUGAAAGGGUGAUGCAGACUUUUACUGGAGCGCCCAAGCACAAGGAAGUUCAGUGUGAUAAAAUCCUAACAGAAGAAAAAGCCUGUAGUCUUGCAGGUAUUGCUAACAUCAUCCAGGAAGCCCCGGAUCAUCCUGAAGUAGGCAUAAUGUCCACCACUUGGACUUUGUAUGAUGCUUAUAACGCCUUGGAAUUUCCUGCUUCAACAAUGAAACCAGAAACAGGGAAGUCAGAAAGUAUGCUAGAGGUGGUGAGGAAGGACCAGGACUCCAAAUAUCUGAGCACUACAGACAGAACGAGUGAAAACAGUUCUACAAUCGAUGUUGAAAGCAUCAUUAUGAUCAAAAUUCAUGAGGAAGAGGAAGAUCGUUCAGAGUUGAUAUUGAAGUCGGAAAAAUUUCAACAGGAUUUAUUUUUCAUGGAGAGGGUUCUCAUGGAAAAUAUAUUUCAACCGAAACUCGCAGCUUAUCGACAGCUUCCUAUCCUAGAAGGCAAGGAAGAAGAGAAGAAGAAAGAAGAAGAAGAAGAAGAAGAAGAAGAAGAAGAAGAAGAAGAGAGUUAUCCCCAAGUAGAAAAGGUUAAGCAGAGUGAGGAUGACGAAGAUACAGAAGUUACUGAAGAGGAGUCUGUGGAGGCUGUGGAAGAACCCAUCCCACCCAAUCUAGAACGACUGUGGUCGUUUUCUUGUGACCUAACAAAAGGACAUAAUGUGAGCAGUAUGGCCUGGAACAAAGCAAACCCGGACCUGUUGGCUGUUGGUUACGGGCAGUUCGGCUUCAGAGAGCAGAAGAGAGGACUGGCUUGCUGCUGGUCACUAAAGAAUCCACUGUGGCCAGAACGUGUUUAUCCGAGUCUCCAUGGAGUGACAUCUGUGGAUUUCUCUAUAGGAUCCCCUAACCUUCUCGCUGUUGGAUUUUACAAUGGUACCAUUGCCAUCUACAACGUGCAGAACAACAAUAGAGUUCCUGUCCUGGACAGUAGUGAAUUUCAUCAGAAGCACAUCGGGCCAAUUUGGCAAGUCCAAUGGGUAGAGCAGGACCGAGGAACGGCAGGUGAAGAAAAAAGGGAAAUACUCGUUACUGUUGGGGCUGAUGGAAGAAUCUCCAAGUGGGUCAUACAGAAAGGACUGAUUUGUCACGAUUUGAUGAAACUGAAGAGAACAUCAAUGGACAAGCAGAAAAAGGAAAAUGAGAGAGAGAAGAAAAGCGAAGCUUUGAUAUCUCGGCAGGCUCCCGGAAUGUGUUUUGCUUUUCACCCCAGGGACACAAAUAUCUAUCUGGCUGGUACAGAAGAAGGUCACAUUCAUAAAUGCUCUUGUUCAUAUAAUGAACAGUACCUGGAUACCUACAAAGGUCACAAGGGUCCUGUGUACAGGAUAGCAUGGAACCCAUUUUGCUAUGAAGUGUUCCUAAGCUGCUCUGCAGACUGGGGUGUGAAUCUCUGGCAACAGGACGACUUUAAGCCAUAUUUGAGUUUUUAUACGACUACUCAUGUGAUUUAUGAUAUUGCCUGGUCUCCAAAGUCAUCCUACAUUUUUGCAGCAGCAAAUGAGCAUAGAGUAGAGAUCUGGGACCUCCACUGCAGUAUUUUGGACCCUAUCGUUGUGAAUAUAGCUAACCCAGGAGUGAAAUUUACAACCGUCCUUUUUGCUAAAAAUACUGAUUGUAUUUUAAUUGGUGAUAGUGAAGGACAAGUUAUCGUGUAUGAAUUGAAGAACAUGCCGAUUCACACAGAGAGUGGCCGGGAGGAUGCCAUUGACCUUUUACUUGGACCUGAGGCACAUAGUAUUUAGUAAUUUGUGGAUGCUGAUACUUUUUAUAAAGAGAAAGUAGACUGGUUUUUUAUAUCAAAUAGCAGCUAUCUUCUGUGCCUUAGAUUGACUCUUUGAUUUUGCCUUAGACAGAAUAUUACGUGUGUUUUUACUUUGUAAUUAAUUUAAGCAUAAAUCAAAUGAAAGGGUUGUUGGUACAUCUCAUAUGUGAUUUAAACUGAUUAUAUAAAACGGUCAGAAGUUCUCCAGCUUUCCCAUGGAAGCUCUUCAACCGUGGGUAGUGAAAUUACCUAUCAUUUAGUUGGUGUAACUGCAAUCCAAAUUAUAAGAAAAAUACUCUGACUUUAAUAACAUAACUUGACAAUUAUUUUUUGAUUCCAAACUUUGGUAUGUAUUAACAGUAAAAAGUCCUAAGGGCUCUGAAUAAAGAAUAAUUCUUCA